UUUUCUUUUCCUAAAAUAUUGACCAACACAGCAGGUAAUUUUCGAUUUCAAGAAAAGACCGAACGAACAAACCUCACUACCAUCUUAACGAACAUCGAAUAUCAGGCGCUGGAGAGACCGGAAUCAGAAAAAAUGUCAGACAGCGACUCCGAUGUCGCCAGCUCAGCAGGAAGCAUCGUCGAGGACAUGAGCGAACCGGAUACCACAACCUUCAAGUGCUUAUUUUGCGACCAGCAGUGCAAUAGGAUUGCGGAACUUACUGCGCACUGUCGUGCCGAGCACGGUUUCGAUGUUGAGAGUACCAUCAAAAACCUAGGACCAGAAGCAGAUGAAUUGACCGUGAUCAAGCUCAUCAACUACCUCAGGGCUGAAGCUCAGAAGAAUGCGGACCCUAAGAGUAUCAAGGUGGACGCGGACACGAUAGCUAGCGACAAAUACCUGCAACCAACAUUGGAAGAUGAUGCACUGCUCUUUGAGCUAGGGGACCUCAUGCCUGACACGGACAACAAGGCUGUGGAUUAUGACGAGUUCGAGGCUGUAUUGCACAAGAACAUCGGGCAAGACGUCGAGAAGAUUGAUCUCAGCCACGACCGCGAUACGGACUAUUUUGAAUCCUACAAGGGCAAUGGCAUUCACCGCGAAAUGAUCGAGGACCGCGUGCGGACAGAGGGCUACCGGGACUUUAUCGAAAAAAACGCCGAGCUUUUCUCCGGCAAGGUGGUGUUGGACGUUGGUUGUGGGACGGGAAUUCUUUCUCUGUUUUGUGCACGCGCCGGAGCCAAGAAAGUCUUUGCUGUCGAUAACUCCGAUAUUGCCAACCGUGCGAGACAAAAUAUCAAGAAGAAUGGGUACGAAAGCAAGAUUGAAGUGAUCCAAGGCAAAAUUGAGGACUUCAACACACAGCAGCUCAUCGGGAAAGAGAAGGUAGAUAUCAUCAUUUCGGAAUGGAUGGGUUAUGGGCUCCUCUUCGAAGGCAUGCUAGACUCUGUACUCCGCGCACGAGAUUUGUACUUGAAGGAAGACGGACUCAUGGUACCUUCGCAUUGUACUAUGGUCGCAGCGCCCAUCUCGGAUAAGGACUGGAUAGCGGAGAGCACAGGCGAGAAGUUCUGGAAAGAUGUUUACGGUUUCGACUUCUCAACCAUGAUCAAGGGAGGCAAUCUCAACGAUCGUGAUAUCGGAGUUUUUGACGUUCCAGAGAAGUCACUGGGUGGAUCACCUGCUGGGUUUUACCAGUUGGACCUACGGAAGAUCAUGGUAAAAGAGCUGGACUUCACUGUGUCGACAUCAGUGACUCUGGGAUCCGACGUGAACUCAAUAGACGGAUUUGCUAUAUGGUUUGACACGUUCUUCUUGCCUCCCGGCAAACCCCAGGAUGCGCUGAAAAUUGAUGUGGGCGCAUGGGGCAAGAACGGUGAGCCUGGGGUGGGCUUCUCAACCAGUCCAAGUUCGACAGCGACCCACUGGCAUCAAGCAGUGUUGCUCCUCGACGAGGAAGAUCGCAGAAAAGAAGUCAAAAGUGGAAGUAAUUUGAAGUUCUCAAUAACCUAUAGAAAGGUGAAGAGAGAUGAUAGGGGUAUCGAUGUGACGAUUGCAUGGGAAGGAGAGGGCGAUGUAUCAGGAAAUGUCAAGCGGACGAUGGCAUAG
Periconia digitata is the source of this 1647-nucleotide messenger RNA. Lineage: Eukaryota; Fungi; Ascomycota; Dothideomycetes; Pleosporales; Periconiaceae. The record is from the annotation of a GenBank genome assembly.